Molecule: messenger RNA, 3380 nt
Organism: Thecamonas trahens ATCC 50062
Lineage: Eukaryota; Apusomonadida; Apusomonadidae
Product: adenylate and guanylate cyclase catalytic domain-containing protein
Exons: 2
Coding region: 24-3029 (1001 amino acids)
Biological process (GO): intracellular signal transduction; cyclic nucleotide biosynthetic process
Source: RefSeq, a predicted model, not a curated record
ACACGCUUCUCUGUCGUGUCGCUAUGGACCGGUUCAAUGGGUGGGUAGAGCCGUGGCGGGUGGCGCGGCUCAAGACAGGCCUCCUUGCCUGGGUAAAUAGCGCACUUGGAGACGCACAUGUGCCGGUGGAAGAGCUCCAAGAACAGCUCACUGUCGUGCUUCCCGCGCUCACGUCAAUGGUGCUGGACAAGGCUGUGGUCCGCGAGCCCGGGUGGCCCGGCACGAACGACCCUGUGGCAUGCACCGCCGCUUGCCUUGCGCUGCUCAAAGACGGCGGGUUGAGACUUGGGUGUACACUCGCCGACUUGCUAGAUCUGGACAAAGGCGAGCGCGGCAUCAUGUUCUUGUGGGAUCUGGCGCUCCGCGCGGCGCAGGGCCGGCGGCGGAUGCCCGGGCUUUGUCAAGAGUCGAGCCCGGCGGUGUCUAGCCCACGGCGGGCAGGCAAGGCCAAGUCGGAGCUUCUAGCGCAAGUUCGCGAGGUCAUCGGCGAGCGCGGCACGUGCGCCGGCGCCGAUGGCAAGCCGCUGCUCAACUUUACCACCGACUGGGCCGACGGCACGGUACUCCACAGCCUCCUUGCGGCGCUUGUGCCGCGGGCAAGCUGGCCGUCCAAGGGCCUUGCUGCGGUGGCCCACAAGGCCGAGGCAUUGCUCAGCGUUCCGGCCGCCAUUUUCGAGCCCGAGGCGUUUGUGGACCAGCCGGACGAGUGCACGCUGAUGUUGUACGUCAGCGAGGUGCUCGGCCUGGCGCAGAGCGUGCAGGGCGCGCUGGGGCUGCUGUGCUCGUCACGGCUGCUCGCGGCGCUGCCGCCGUUGGAGCAGUGGGUGUCGGCCAACGGCGAGUCCAGUGACGCCGACCCUGUUGCAUGCGAACUGGCCUCGCUCCGCAAAGAGGUUAGUGAAGCGCGAGCCGAGGCCGAUGCGGCGCACGCGCGGGCCGACGAGCUUGCGGCUGCUAAUCGGAGGCUCGAGCUCGAGCUCUACGACAUCGACGCCGAGCAGGCGCCGCUGCAGACCAAAGUUGACGAGCUGCAGACCAAGCUCGACGCUGCACGCGCUGAGUGCGAGAGCCUCGCUGCGCGCCUGAGCGAGGCCCAGGCUCAGCAAGCCCAGGCCCAGGUCAGCGCACGGGCGUUUGUGGCCGAGGUCAAGGCCGAGCGUGCCGAGGCCGAGGCCAAGCUGCGGUCGGCACUGGAGCGGUCCCAAGGUCUUGCCAAGCGGUUCAAGAUUGUGCAGAAAAAGCUGCAGGUUGCCGCCGCCGACGACGACCGCAACGACUGUGGGGUUGCUGCGCCGACCGGGCGACUCACGCUCAUGUUUACCGACAUCCAGGGCUCAACUGCGCUGUGGGAGUCAGACGCCGAGGUGAUGGCUGCCGCGCUGGCGGUUCACAACAACGUUGUCCGCGAAGGCAUUUCGCGGUACGCGGGCUACGAGGUCAAGACUGAAGGCGACGCAUUUAUGAUUGCGUUCCGCUCGGCCAUGGAUGCCAUUGCGUGUGCAGUCUUUUUGCAGAGCGCGCUGCUGCGUGCGGCCUGGCCGGAGGCGCUGCUCGAUGCCAGCCGUCCGCUGACGCGACCGGAGCAUGCCGCGUCCGGUGAGCUCAUCUGGCGCGGCUUGCGUGUGCGGAUGGGAAUUCAUUUGGGUACGCCACAGUCGCGGCUUGAUCCAGUCACUGGUCGCAUGGACUACUUUGGCCCAAUGGUCAACCGUGCGGCCCGAGUCGAGGGCCUCGCGUCUGGCGGCCAGAUUGUGGUCUCGGACGCGGUCCAAGCCGAGAUUGCUCCGUGCCUCGCAGGCUCGUCAGCAGCGAAUACGCCUGUGGUGGCGGCGCUCGGCUCGUUUGAGCUCAAGGGCAUCGCCACCAAGAUGGCUAUGUACUCGGUGACGUCGCCCGAGCACAUGGAGCGGACGUUUGAGACCGACAAGGGCCACCACCGAGUGCCGUUCCAGUUUGCACCCGAAGGCGAGCGCGCCGACGGCACAGCGCUCGACCGCGAGCUCGCUUUCAUGAGCCAUGAGAAUACCCAGCUGUUGAGUGAUCUCGCGAACCUCGAGUCAGAGUUGGUGGCGUCCGAGACUGCUACCAUCGACCUUGUCUCGCGGUUUGAGGCGCAGCAGUCGAUGGUCGGCGCCGACGAGGCGGUGCGGAUGCGAAACGAGCUUGCGCGGCUGUCGGCGGCCGCCGUCGAGACUGCCGGCCUUCUCGAGAGCAUGCAGACUCGUGCCCGCGAGGUUGCCGACCUCGCUACCAACCUGGAGGAGCAAAUGGCCGUCUUUCGCGAGCACCACGCUCGCGGUGGACACGGGUGCGCGACGAGCAACGCCAAUGCUUACCUCGCGGCCCGUCGCGAAAUCGACGCCGAGUCGAUUCAGAAGCUCAAGGCCAAAGUCACUCGCCUCAAGGCGCGCCUGCAGCAGGAAGCAAAUGCCAAGCGGGCGCUCCGCCGGUACAUGCAGCAUGUGCUCAAAACGGGAAAUCUGGACGAUGGCGUUCGCUCCGACCUCGUCUCGGCGCUGGCAAGUCUGGAGGCCGGCGAGCAAGGUGCAGGCACAAGCUCAGGCGGAGCUUUGCCGACCCGCGCACGCCGCGACUCGUCGGGCACCCACUCGCAUCCGCGGCUGAUGCUCUCGUCAUCGACACCGACAUUGCCGUCGCCGCGUCUUCUGCAGCCAGCCACCGCGUCCGAGGGCAACCUUCUUGCGCCGCCGGUCGCCAUGGUCUUGCCGACCCGCGACCGCAAGAGGUCGCUCGAUCCGCUGCGCUCCCGCUCGGGCUCGUCACGGUCAUCGUCGCCGUCAGGCUCACUCUCGCGUUCGACCUCGCGCUCGCAGUCACGGUCGCGCUCGCGCUCGCCGCACGUCCUCUCUGAAUCGGGCGAGGUGGCUGCGCCCGAGCCCGAGCGUGCACCAACGCUGCCCCGCUUCGGCACCGGCCACGUCGCUCACCGGCGCUCGCCGGUGGCAUCACUCGGUCUGCGACGACCAAGGCGCUGCGGACGUAUGGCGCUCGUCGCGGCGCAGGCCUAAAGCGGCUCUCGCACAAGCAGCGCGAGGUCGAAGCUGCCUAUGACUUUGUUGUCGAUGGGCGCGACGAUCCGCAGCUGGGUGCAGGAAAGCGGAGCAAAGCCAAGGCCAAGGAUAAGAGCAAGGCCAAGGCUAGGUCCAAGUCCAGGUCCAAGUCCAGGUCCAAGUCCAACGCCAGGCCCAAAGCCAAGGCCAAGCACAGGAGCAAGGAACGUGAGCGCGGGCUCCAGCGAGACGGCGAGCGCGUGUGUGGUCGAGACCGGGCUGGCUCCACCCGCUCGCGCUCUCGAGCCGACACCUCGCGACCAGCUCCAGGCAUGGUGCGUACGAUCGGGUAGAGGAGGGGAGGGGGGG